AUGGAGGGAAACGGCAUGGGCCAGGAGAAUGCGGAUGAAGCUCCCAUUCGGAGACCGGUGUCCUCCUUACUAUCCCACUUCGAAAACCUCUCGCACCGCAAAACUCAAUCCACUGUCGGAAAUGGCUCGCAUGAUCUUACCCAGCGCUUCCUGAGAACCCCCGAACCCGGUGAUGAUCCCCGGUCUUCAAGCCGCGCCUCCUUAGAUCUACCUCGGCCACAUUCUCCAUGGACCACAGCGGCCGAUGAACGACAGGGACGCCGAACUGAGCAAGCCAACGGCGAGCAGUUGCGAGCUCGCGAAUCUCCUGGAGCUCGAUAUGGCCGGCCCAUCUCCAUGAACUUCAACCAGUCCUCACCACAGCUUGCGCCUACCUUGACCGUUCACUCACCUCAAUCGCCGCCGCGGAGUCUCGAGCGGGAGCUACACAACGCUCAACAGGAUAAUAAACAUAUGGUUAGACCCCCAGUACAUAGAGCUAGAGAGUCUGUGUCUGCUGGUCCAGCUGCCUCUCGACCCGUGACGCCGCAGUACGAGUCUUCUACUCCGACAGGAGAGACAAAUGCGCGGCUCUUACCCAAUGCUCCAGGACUGAAUGGCAGUAGCCCGCAAUCGGAGCGCAAGUUAAAGAGCGCAUCACUGCCACCGCCGGUGAACCGGGCAGACAAGCCUAAGAUCCCGGCCAAACCGGCAAUGUUUUCCCAUCCGGAUACAAGCUCCUUAGCUCCUCGGCCUGAUCCCGUCUUGUCUGAGGAUCAUGUGUCUCCAUUCAGCACUCCUCCCAGUAGCCCGGACAAGCCCUUAAACAAACCGGUAUCGGCUGGCAAGCCACGACCGUCGCCUUCACGGCCUGGAACGGAGCCUCCGGUUCGUCGCUCGUUUGACGAACGAUCGCCCGCGCCAUCCAUCUAUGCCAGGCAAGAUGCUAGAGAAAUCGCCUUCUCUAGGACUCGUCCGAUCCCUGAACCCCCGAGGGCCACUAGACCUCUCAUGGUGCAAAUCCCGCCGACUUCUCCUGCACCCCAGGAAACUUUUACUGCUCCUCCGCUUUCUUCACAAAGGCUUCGGGCUAGCGACAACCCCCCUGAUCGUCCGGGUCUUCCCCCAAGGCCUACGCUGACUCCUCGUAGGAGUGGAUUCUCUCCUGCGCGAGAUUCGCGAGAUUCUCCAGUGCCUGUGGCCAACCCAGCCCAGAUGACACCAAUUUCACGGUCUGCUUCUUCUUACCCUCCUAUAGGCGAGGCACCAAUUCAGCGCGGCAUCCAACGACAGCAAUCCUUUCCUCGUGAAUCGCAUCUACCAUCAACAUUACAAGAGCGUCGAAUGGUGCGGACAGAUACGGACGAAGAGGAACUUCCUGCCGAUGAGAUUACGAUCUCACGGACCGACUAUCCCGAUUCUUCAAAGGCCAACCGGCGUCCUCCGCUCUUAAAAUCAGGGCCCAUAGAGAUCCUUACACGGUACGACACCCGACUGCUUGCUGUAUGCGGAAAAUAUGUGUGCACCACCGGAUACUUAACUCGCGUUUGGGAUCUCACCACUGGCGAGCAAGUUCUGAGCAUCAGCCAUGGAGAAACAGUCAAGAGUUUGUCUUUAGCGUUUAAGCCUGGCAAUGGUCUUGAAGAUGAGGGCAAACGUAUUUGGCUUGGUACCAGCGCUGGAGAGCUGCACGAAGUCGACAUUGCAUCCCAAUCUAUUGUCGCUAGCCGAUCUUACCCAUCUCGCAGAGAAGUCGUUCAAAUCCUACGCCAUAAUAAAGAAAUGUGGACUAUAGAUGACGAGGGCCGGUUAUUAGUCUGGUUGCCAGAUGAGACUGGUGUUCCCAAUUUACAGUACAGCUACCACAGUCCCCAUGAGCGAGUGGCUCGUGGCCAAUUCUCCAUGGUGGUGGAUGAUACGCUUUGGCUGGCAGCUGGCAAAGACGUUUACAUCUACCGACCAAGCGCGCGUGAUGACUCCACAUUCAAGGUUUUCAAGCGCCCAUUGGGUCUGCAACAUUCGGGUGACGUGACUUGUGGUACAUAUACCACCCAGGAGGGCGGCCGUGUGUAUCUUGGGCAUGCGGACGGCAAAGUAACGAUUUACUCGUCAACCGACUAUGCGUGCCUAGCUGUUGUCAAUGUCAGUGUUUACAAGAUCAACUGUCUCGGCUUUGUUGGUAACUAUUUGUGGGCGGGCUAUAAGACUGGUAUGAUCUACGUUUAUGACACAAGAACCAACCCCUGGACCGUGAAGAAGGACUGGCGCGCGCAUGACAGUCCUGUUUGUGACUUUGUGCUAGACACGAGCAGCGUCUGGACGAUCAAUCGUUUGCAGGUGACAUCUCUUGGCACCGACAACUGCAUUCGCAUCUGGGAUGGAAUGCUAGAGGAUGACUGGUUAGAUGCUCGAAUGCAAAACCGAGAUGUGGAGUUUUGCAAAUUCCGCGAAUUACGUGCUGCCGUGAUUACUUGGAACGCUGGUGCUUCAACCCCUGGCAGUUUGCGCACGUCUGAUUUCAUCCGCGAUGCCGUCCAGCCAGAGAACCCUCCCGAUAUUGUAGUGUUUGGAUUCCAAGAACUUGUCGACCUCGAGAACAAGAAGAUCACAGCAAAGAGCUUACUGAAGAGUAGCAAGAAGAAGGAGAAUGGCGAGAAGGAACACAUGAGCCGGCAGUACCGGGUAUGGGCUGACCAUCUCACCCGGACUCUGCAUGAAUGUAUGCCUCUCGAGGAAUCUUAUGUUCUUCUCCACACUGCCAACAUGGUGGGACUCUUCACCUGUGUUUUUGUCAAACAUACCGAACGCCACAAUAUCAAGAGCAUCAACGCUUCCGAGAUUAAGCGGGGCAUGGGUGGCUUGCACGGCAAUAAGGGCGCUCUUGUCUUCCGCUUUGUUCUAGACGACACCUCGAUGUGCUUUGUCAACUGCCAUCUUGCGGCUGGUCAAACACAGACCGCUCACCGUAACAACGACAUUGCCGCGAUCCUCGAAGCAGAAACCUUGCCCGCUGAAAACAGUCUUACCACACGUAUAAAUCAAUACGCCAGUGGAGGCGACGGAUCCAUGAUCAUGGACCAUGAGAUCUGUAUCUUAAACGGGGACCUGAAUUACCGCAUUGACUCUAUCCCACGCAAUGUCAUUAUCGACGCUGUCCGCCAAAACAACCUCUCAAAACUUCUCGAACGCGACCAACUUCUAGCAUCCCGCCGCAAGAACCCCGGCUUCCGACUUCGCAGUUUCACUGAAGCCCCCAUCACCUUUGCCCCGACCUAUAAAUACGACGUCGGUACUGACCAGUACGAUUCGAGCGACAAGAAGCGCUCCCCCGCCUGGUGCGACCGCGUUCUCUACCGUGGAGCCGGCCGCGUCAAGCAGCUUGAGUAUCGACGACACGAGGUCCGUGCUUCCGACCACCGGCCCGUCAGUGCAACGUUCAAGGUUCGCGUUAAAACCGUGCUGCCGCAGGAACGGGCCAUCGCGUGGGAAGCGUGCCAGCAGGAGUUUCAGGAAGAGAAACGGCGGCUGGCUUCUGAAGCUAGCAUUGAGUAUCUCAUUACUGUCCUCGGUACCGAUCCCCGCCAAGCCCGUGCGCUGAUCCUGAAGGGUUAA
Messenger RNA from Penicillium atrosanguineum, 3591 nucleotides. Its product is annotated as putative inositol polyphosphate phosphatase. The transcript is spliced from 6 exons. The coding region runs from base 1 to 3591 and encodes 1196 amino acids. Gene Ontology annotation, biological process: phosphatidylinositol dephosphorylation. The record is from RefSeq and is a predicted model, not a curated record. Lineage: Eukaryota; Fungi; Ascomycota; Eurotiomycetes; Eurotiales; Aspergillaceae. Gene Ontology annotation, molecular function: protein binding; phosphatidylinositol-4,5-bisphosphate 5-phosphatase activity.